AUGCUGGCCCAUUGUAGAGGAGUACGUGUGGAGGCCGGUUUUUGUUUAUCCCUAGAUGCUUAUCCAACACUGAUGGCUGUUAUGGCUGUGAUAGCAUCGCUUGGCAUGGACCAUGGGCUGAAAUUUGUGAGCAUCCUCAGCAUCGUUGCCAUUGGCUUGGCAGUGGCACAGGCACGUCCAGAAGGCGGCCAAUUGCUGAAUAGUCGCUAUCUGCCGCCUGGCCUCGGCAAUGAGCUGGCCAGCUACAAUAGUGGUGCGCAGCUACAGACCACAAGUGUGGCCGAGGCGCCCAAGGAGUUGCAGCAGCUGCCAGUGUACCAACAACCACAACAACAACAACAACAACAGCAAACGUAUCAGACCUAUCAACAGCCCAUUGUUGAGUCCAUUAGGCCUUCGGUUUCGUUGGGCACAUUCUCGAUACAGAAUGAGGUGCCAGCUCAACAAACCUAUCAGGCACCCUCCUCACAAGCUGUCUCCACAUCCGUUUCCAACACCUAUGAGUCAUCUCAAGCCGUUGUGAGCACCCAGGCGAACGUGCAGAGCUCUUAUCUGCCACCCGCGCUGCCAGCGCAGCAAUUCCUUCCAGCACCCGAGCCUAUUGUGCAGCAAACCACCACAUAUAGCGCUCCGGCCCCUGCACCAGUGGUCCAACAGAGCUAUUCGGCUCCAGCACCUGCGCCAGUCACAACCUCAGUUGUUCAAGAGACGGUUGCGGUCUCAGCUCCCGCUCCGGCUCCGGCUCCAGCUCCAGCUCCGGUUGCGAUUGAAGAGAAGGUCUCGAUCGCAGCUCCAGUCGUUCAGCAAGAAGCGGUGCAGCAAACGCAGAUAAUUUCCGCUCCUGCCCCGGCACUGCAACAGCUCUACACACCUCCAGCUCCGCUGGUGCAGCAAUCCUAUGCUGCCCCUGCUCCCGCACCAGUGGUUGAGACUGUUCAGUCUGCACCCAUUGCAGCUCCAGCUCCUCAAAUUAUAAGCACUCAGGUGCAGCAGUCUCAGUACAGUGGAUACAACUAUCAGUCACCUGCCCCUGUGGUUGAGCAAACCUACGCAGCUCCUGCUCCCGCUCCAGUGGUGCAACAAACCUACUCAGCUCCCGCUCCAGUGGUGCAGCAGACUUACUCAGCUCCCGCUCCAGUGGUGCAACAAACCUACUCAGCUCCUGCUCCAGUGGUGCAGCAGACUUACUCAGCUCCCGCUCCAGUGGUGCAGCAGACUUACUCAGCUCCCGCUCCAGUGGUGCAGCAAACCUACUCAGCUCCUGCUCCUGCUCCCGCUCCAGUGGUGCAGCAGACCUACUCAGCUCCUGCUCCCGCUCCAGUGGUGCAGCAGACCUACUCAGCUCCUGCUCCCGCUCCAGUGGUGCAACAAACCUACUCGGCUCCCGCUCCUGUGGUUGAAAAUGUCCAGCCCAUUGCCAUUUCAGCUCCAGCGCCACAACAGACCAUCAGCAUCAGCACUCCAGUUCAACAAGCUCAAUACAGUGGCUACAAUUAUCAAGCGCCCGCAGCGGUGGUGCAGCAGAGCUACGCUGCUCCGGCUCCUGUAAUUCAACAACAGUCCUACUCUCCCCCCACUCAAGUGGUUGAGCAGACAUACGCUGCUCCAGCUCCUGUAAUUCAACAACAGUCCUACUCUACCCCCACUCAAGUGGUUGAGCAGACAUACACGGCUCCCGCUCCAGUGGUGCAGCAACAGCAGCAGACGACCUACACUGCCCCAGCUCCCGCACCAGUGCAAAUACAACAGACUUAUAAUGCUCCAGCACCAGCACCAGCACCCGCAGCCGCUCCCGUCGCUCCGGUGGUGCAGUACACACCACCCGCACCACAGUACAGCUACACACCUCAGCAGACAUACGUACAGCCUGCUCCCGUUGUACAAAAGACUGAAACAAUAUCGGUGCCUGCGUCCGCGCCUGCACCACUGAUCACCACCUCAACGAUCGGCACCACCUCCCAGAAAUUCUUCGCCGCCAUCUCGCUCGCCCUUGUGGCUCUGGCCGCCGCCGAUGUUAGCCACCUGAGCAACACCUACUUGCCACCCAGAAGCGGCGCCGCCUCCACCACCUAUUCCUCGUAUUCGGCACCAGCUGCCGCAGCCAGCACCUACUCCGCCCCAGCCGUAAGCACGUACAGCGGCCAGUCCUACUCGGCCCCAGCUGUGGCUGCCACCAACACCUACACUGCUGCCGCACCAGCCCCCGCUGCCACAUACUCCAGCGACAGCGAGUCGUACUCGGCUCCUGCCGCCUCCACCUACUCCAGCCAGUCGUAUGCCGCUCCUGCUGCCCCAGCUGCCUCGUACGCCAGCGAGUCGUACACUGCCCCCGCUGCCGCUGCCACAUACACCUCGCAGUCGUAUGCCGCCCCAGCUGCCAGCACAUACAGCAGCCAAUCGUACAGCGCUCCAGUUGCCGCCGCCACCACCUACACGGCCCCAGCAACCGCCAGCUAUACCGCUCCUGCCGCCACUCAAUCCUAUUCGUAUGCCGCUCCUGUAGCCCCAGCUGCCUCGUACACUAGCGAGUCGUACACCGCUCCAGCUGCCUCCACCUACAGCAGUCAGUCCUAUGCCGCUCCAGCUGCCUCCACCUACAGCAGCCAGUCGUAUGCCGCUCCCGUUGCCCCAGCUGCCUCGUACACCAGCGAGUCGUAUGCCGCCCCAGCUGCCUCCACCUACAGCAGCCAGUCCUACACUGCUCCCGCUGCCGCUGCCAGCUACACGCGCUCCAGCUACUCCGCUCCUUCCGUCGCUACCCGCUCGGGUAUCGACACCGUCUAUGGCUCCAACGGUGGCUAUGUCUACAGACGCUAA
Scaptodrosophila lebanonensis is the source of this 2817-nucleotide messenger RNA. RefSeq names its product flocculation protein FLO11. Gene Ontology annotation, cellular component: RNA polymerase II transcription regulator complex. The transcript is spliced from 5 exons. The coding region runs from base 1 to 2817 and encodes 938 amino acids. The record is from RefSeq and is a predicted model, not a curated record. Gene Ontology annotation, molecular function: transcription coactivator activity. Gene Ontology annotation, biological process: positive regulation of transcription by RNA polymerase II. Lineage: Eukaryota; Metazoa; Arthropoda; Insecta; Diptera; Drosophilidae.